UAGCGAUUAGCACACGGAUUUUAGUGGUCGUGAUUUGGGAGAUCUAUUAAAUGUAAUCUAGUCAUCAAGUGAAAUCAAAAUCUGAAACAUUAAAUUUGAAGAAGAUGCAGGAUGACGCGCGCUACCUCAAACGCAAAGUGACUGCGGGCAGUUUGGAUGUCCAUCCCACAGAGAAGGCCCUCGUGGUCCACUAUGAGGUGGAAGCAUCUAUACUGGGAGAGGGUGGAGGUCAUAUGCUGGGAGAACGAAAGGAGGGACAAAAAAUUAUCCGAGUGAAAAGUUUAUCUCCCAGUACAGAUGUGGGAGCUUUGGCCAAGAAAGUGGUGGAGGAGUGUAAACUCAUCCCUCCUUCCCGUUUGCCCCAAGUGGAGCAGCUCCUCUACUACCUGCAGAACAGGAAAUCUUCCCCCGUCGAGGGCAAAAUGGAGAAGAAAGAGAAACGAACUGUGAAACCGAGAGAGCUGACACCGUUUGAAGGAAUGGAGUUAAAUGAAGAGGCCAAUAUAACCAGAGUGGAUGAGUAUAUUGAGCUGCUGUAUGAAGGCAUCCCAGAGAAGAUUCGCGGCUCGGCUCUCAUUCUGCAGCUCGCCCGCAACCCUGAUAACCUGGAGGAGCUGCUGCAGAACGAGGCAGCUCUAGGUGCUUUGGCCAGAGUGCUGAGGGAGGACUGGAAACAGAGCGUAGAGCUUGCCACCAUCAUCAUUUACAUCUUCUUCUGCUUCUCCAGUUUCUCCCAGUUUCACGGAGUGGUGAGUCAUUAUAAAAUCGGUGCUUUGUGUAUGAGCGUGGUGGAACAUGAGCUGAAGAGACAUGAUGUUUGGCGUGAGGAGCUACGCAAGAAAACCAAGGCUUGUGAGUCAGCACCAGAUAAUGGCUCUCUGAGAAGAGACCAGGACAAAGCUGUGAGAAAAUACCAUGGUCUUCUGGCUAAACAGGAACAGCUGCUCAGAGUGUCUCUUUACCUGCUGUUGAACCUUGCUGAGGACACAAGGACAGAGCUGAAGAUGAGAAACAAAAACAUUGUUGGUCUGCUCGUCAAAGUUCUUGAGCGGGAUGAUGAGGAGCUGCUGGUCCUGGUGGUUUCAUUUCUCAAGAAAUUGUCAAUCUUUCUGGAAAACAAGAAUGACAUGGCUGAGGUGGAUACUGUGGAGCGAUUGGCUCGGCUGGUUCCCUGUGACCAUGAAGACCUGUUGAACCUGACUCUGCGUCUGCUGCUCAACCUCUCCUUCGACUCUGGACUCAGAGCCAAGAUGGUGGAAGUUGGACUGUUACCUAAAUUGACUGCUUUAUUGGCAGGUGAUGAGAACAACCGUCAGGUUGCCAUGCGCAUCCUGUAUCACAUCAGCAUCGACGACCGCUUUAAGGGCAUGUUUGUUUACACUGACUGCAUACCUCAGCUAAUGCAAAUGCUAUAUGAACACGGUGAGGAGGAAAUCGAAGCUGAGCUCAUCUCCAUCUGCAUCAACCUGGCUGCAAACAAGAGGAAUGCACAGCUCAUGUGUGAAGGAAAUGGGUUAAAGAUGCUUAUGAAGAGAGCUCUGAAGAUGAAAGAUUGCCUUCUGAUGAAGAUGAUCAGAAACAUCUCACAACAUGAUGGGCCAACCAAACCAGUCUUUAUAGACUAUGUUGGUGAUCUGGCAGCAGAGAUCUGUGCAGAGGAAGAGGAGGAGUGGGUUCUGGAAUGUCUGGGGACUCUGGCUAACCUCACCAUCCCUGACCUGGACUGGGAGUUGGUGCUGAAAGAGUACAACCUGGUCCCCUACCUCAAAGACAGACUUAAACCAGGCUCAGCAGAGGACGACCUCAUCCUGGAGGUGGUGAUAAUGAUAGGAACGGUUUCCAUGGAUGACGCCUGUGCCGCCAUGUUGGCGAAAUCUGGCAUUAUUCCAGCCCUUAUUGAGCUACUGAAUGCCCAACAGGAGGAUGAUGAGUUUGUGUGUCAGAUCGUCUACGUCUUCUAUCAGAUGGUUUUUCACCAAGCUACACGAGACGUCAUCAUCAAAGACACCCAGGCUCCAGCUUACCUCAUAGAUCUGAUGCACGACAAGAAUACUGAGAUCAGAAAAGUGUGUGACAACACCCUUGAUAUUAUUGCUGAGUACGAUGAAGAGUGGGGGAGAAAGAUUCAGUCUGAGAAGUUCCGUUUCCACAACAACCAGUGGUUGGAGAUGGUGGAGAGUCGCCAAGCUGAUGAGUCUGAACCAUAUCUCUAUGACAACGACAACGACAGGACCGAUCUGUUCUAUAGUGCAGAUGGAAUUACUCCAGCAGAUGGUUCAGUCAGCCCAGAUUUCUUCAGUGACCUACAGCCUCAAAAUGGAGACUUGCACCAUACAGGAGAUGGCAGUGAUGUCUUUGACCAGACCAGUUCAUCGCCUGGGAGACCAGCUACCGCCUACGGCUUCAGACCUGAUGAACAACCCUUCUAUCAGUACUCAUAGACACACACACAUACACACACACAGGACGUCCUGUCGUCUUAGAUCCAUUCCCUACUAAACAUGAUUACAUCUUUAGAUAAAACGUUCACUGCUAGAAACCCUCACGACUGAAGACAUCACAUUGGUAUACAUACUAAGAAAAUAGCUGCAGUUACAUGGACACUAUUUCUUCUGUCCGACUGGAAUCAUUCUGAUUAGAGAUUCAAAUUUUAACCGUUUACAUGGAUGCUAAAUAAGGUGAUCCGAUAAGAUGUGCGUUUAUGUGCCCAAGCGAAUUUUACCAACUUUUUUCUUUUGUGCAAUGUGGAUCCAAAUAAGAAGAGUUUUUCCAACUUUAUUGAGACAAUUCCAUUAAUUCAAUACAUAAUUAUAGAAAGACAAGAAGCAGUUACACCUGCUAAUACAUUUGAGUAGUAUGUAAUGGAAGUGUAACGCUGGUUAUUUUCUGUUGCUGUAAAUUACAGAUGUCCCCUAAACACCUCACAUGCAGUCUGUGGAUAGAUGCUUUCCUUAACAUCUCAUGCAGGCCACAGCUGCUGGUAGCAAGAGACGAUUGUUGUGUCCAGCGACUCAACAAUUCAACUUGUAGCAAUAACAUAACAUGAGGCCACUGUUUCAAAAUCAAAUACAUGUAGUAAUCCAAGCAUUCACAUGCUUAAUAUUUUUUUGAGGAGUGCAUAUGCAGCAUGUUGUGUGCAUUACAAGCACCAGCAAAGAUACCCAGUGUUACCACUACGUGAGCAAACAUGCACAGAAGAAAAAGUUUAUUCCAACCAAAUUGGACUGUAUACAAGGUUAUUAGGUGCUAAAAUAUCCAAAAGGUUUACACCACCCCUCUCAACCUGAUCGAAAAUUCCUUCAGAUCAGGCCGCAUUGGGUCAGUCUUCUCAGAUUUAGGAUGUAGCAUAAGGAAUUUUAAUUCUGAUUGGGCUACUAUUCUGAUUAUUAGUGAAAUAAUAGGAUCCAUGUAAAUGCACCUAUGUGUCAUAAAGACUGAAAUACAUAAUCCCAGCAAGGACUGAAAUACUACCACUGCAGAUUUAAAACUCACCUUUCAUUACACAUUUCAGCAAUCUAAUUAACAAAUAAUUAGUUAAGUCUUCCUCAUCCACAGGUUACAGUCUCUUAGAGUGACUUCCCAGUGGGUCAGAAAAUACCUUAAAGAAUGUGAAUGGACUUAGCAUCUCUAAUGAUAUACUGUACCAUGGUUUGUUUCUGCAUGUUUUCCUGUGUAACAAUGAAUGUUUGUUGCCUCUUCAAGUCUACAGAAACAAACAUUUAGUGAAAUGCUUUCUGACAUUCCAUUGUUAAAUGGUUUGAGAUCCACAAGUUUGACUUACCACCACGUCAGCCUGCUGAACUACAGUAUGACUAACACAGUCUGAACAUGUACAAAGCUUUCUUUUGUCCAUGUCACUGUCAAAUGGGCACAUUUUUGUUAAUGAUCCUUACAACUUAAGGUGCUUUCACACUGGCAAACUUGUCAUUAGCCCCAACCAAAGCUGACUCAAAUAAAACCAAGCUCGUUUUUAUCAGACUUCACACAGCUCCCCCUGGAGACACAAAAAGUUUUAUACAAUUUGUAUUACCAGGGUAUCUCACAUUAAUUUGUGGCAGCUUACUACAAUUAAAAGAUCUGCCGCCAUGAAUAGAUCUUAUAUUUUUGUAACAGGACUGUUCAUUAUAGAAACCCUGUUGAAAUAUAUAUAUAUAUAUAUAUAUAUAUAUAUAUAUAUAUAUAUAUUACUUUACAGUUGGGGUAUUUUUAGCGCCAUACUUACAGAGUGAAGAGUGUACUCUGGGCACAGAUGGAGCAGCAGAAUGCCAGUCACAGUGAAAGCUAAACUAAACCCUUCAUUCUACAAGGUCUUUAAGUUUGCAUUCACUCACAGCAGCUGCUCUUCUCAUGUAUCGAUCUGAUCACCUCAGAAUGGAUCGACAGAUCUGUUGUCCACCCCGCAAGUCACAAACUGCUGCUUUUUGGAACACUUUAUUUAACAAUACAACAGGACAAAUCACAUGUAAAUCAAUUAGACAAGGAAUGUACCUAAAAUGAAAAGACAGUAAAUAAAAAAUAACAGCCAUAAUAUAAAAUUACAUGAAAUAAAAUUACCCCUCCCCCAGAAAAACACAUCUUCAGGGCUGUCUUUGAGAAAAGUACAACGCACACUUUAAGGAAAAGAAUAGUGUCCCCUUUACACUGUCAUCUUUACUUUAUUAGUAAGAAAAUCAAUGCUAAGCCACAUUUAAGCUUAAUGAUGUGUUAAGCUAGGAGGGUAGUGGAAAACAGCUGCUUGUUGUUGGCUUCUUUGCAGCCCUCACAGGCAGCUGCGCUCCCCUCAACCGUGGUUACAUCUCUCUGCCAUUAUUCUCCAUUUUCCCCUUGUAUGUCAGAACACUAACCAACCUUGUCUCUAGGCAACCGUGGUAAACAGCUGAACUUUAAUGAGCAAAAUAUCACCACGUAUUGGAAAAACCAUCAGAGCAGCAGGACAAAGAGGGGCCAUCAGAUUUUUAAAAAAGCAAACCCAGUGUGAAAGUGGCCUAAGAAACAUUGGAUCCAAGUUGAAAAUGGUGCCGACUUGUGUCAGCAUAUGUCUUUGGUCAUUUUUUUGGCCACCACUCAGUGUGAUCUUUAUGUUACUGAUGUCAAACCAUAACAGUAUUACUUUUAUUCAGCGAUGAGAAAAGAAACCAUGUCACUGCACAAGAAGUAGGCCUUCUCUUUCUAACUGGAUACAAUAUGUCACUACCAUUAAUUGUAUAUAAACAUGAAUAAUGCAUGUCCACUUCUUCCUCCUGUACAAAAAUAAGGCUAAAAUAUUGGCAGCUGCCAUCUUUUGCUGGUGACGUCAUAGUGAUUGGGAAUUGCAGCCACAGUGUCAAGUUCUCAUCCAUACGUCUGUCCGACCAAUUGCGAUCAGCGCCACUAAUUUUGAGCACAUGAUUGGCUUACACAGCUGUCAGUCAUGUGUUCAAAUCCCCUAUUUAUUGCAUCAAAUAACUAAUAAAAGGCAAACUUAUUAGUAAAAAACUUUAAAAAAAGAAAAAAAGUUUCUAAGAACUACCUAAAAUCCACCUCUUAAUCUAAGGAAAAAGGUGUGUUUAUGUCCUGUACUGUUGCCAGCCACCAGGGGGCGAUUGAGACAUUUUGUCUUAACUUUUGGGAAGCUGUUUUGUUGUCCAUCUUUAUAUACAGUCUGUCGUCACUUUAAAAUGAUUUAUUGACCGGCCACUUUACACCCUUAUACUGCAUCAGGAGCGUCCACUUACAAUGUCAGCUUUAACUGCUGGAAGUCACAAGUCCUUUAAGUCAUUGCCAGCACAUGUAGCAGCUAGCAGUAGGGCCAAAAAUGCUCUGGCAGAGUACACAGGUUUCUGUUUUUUCUAAUUUCACUUAGUUUAGCUAUUAACUCUUAUUUUGUAAAGGACAUCAGAGAAACCACCUUUCAUAACUGAACUGGCUUGAAGGCUGUUAAAGUAGGAGAGGAACCUUUAGUUUUCCAUGCUUGCUGAAUUAGAAAAUACACCAAUAAUCCUCGAUGGCCCAGGUCCCAUUAUCUCAUGGCUGUUUAACCCUUAAAACCUGGAGCAACUUCACUUUUCUUGUGCCGCUUUCAGACUCCUUUCACAAAUAUUUAAACCU
Messenger RNA from Plectropomus leopardus (leopard coralgrouper), 6087 nucleotides. Its product is annotated as kinesin-associated protein 3-like. Lineage: Eukaryota; Metazoa; Chordata; Actinopteri; Perciformes; Serranidae. Gene Ontology annotation, biological process: microtubule-based movement; cilium organization. Gene Ontology annotation, cellular component: ciliary transition zone; kinesin II complex; axoneme. Gene Ontology annotation, molecular function: kinesin binding. The record is from RefSeq and is a predicted model, not a curated record.